This is a messenger RNA of Anopheles merus, 472 nucleotides long. Its product is annotated as cecropin-A. NCBI's taxonomy places the organism in Eukaryota, Metazoa, Arthropoda, Insecta, Diptera, Culicidae. The record is from RefSeq and is a predicted model, not a curated record. Gene Ontology annotation, cellular component: extracellular region. The transcript has 2 exons. Gene Ontology annotation, biological process: defense response to Gram-negative bacterium; defense response to Gram-positive bacterium; antibacterial humoral response. The coding region runs from base 91 to 267 and encodes 58 amino acids.
GCAAAGGUAUCAACAGUCGGUUCAAAGCGUUCCUGCAGCAAACAUCUUAUCAACCCAGAGACCAACCAACCACCAAACAACCAAGCAACAAUGAACUUCUCCAAGAUCUUCAUCUUUGUCGUGCUGGCAGUGCUGCUGCUCUGCAGUCAGACGGAAGCGGGGCGGCUGAAGAAGCUGGGAAAGAAAAUUGAGGGAGUCGGCAAGCGAGUGUUCAAGGCAGCAGAGAAGGCCCUACCGGUGGUGGCAGGCGUUAAGGCGCUCGGUUAGAGCGUCCGCAGGAGGAUGGUUCUAUUCGUGCUUAAGACGACGGCUCUGCUAGGAUGAUAUGGCAGAGAGAGAUAGGGAGAGAGGGAGAGAUGAAACAGUUUUAACAGAUCUGUGGGCAGGGGGGGAAAAGUGAUAACAUUAUAGCAUGUAGUAAACAGAUCUUGACUAGUUCGGCGAAUAAAUUUCACUGCUUAUCUAACUGCAA